Messenger RNA from Hordeum vulgare subsp. vulgare (domesticated barley), 925 nucleotides. RefSeq names its product protein YABBY 2-like. Gene Ontology annotation, cellular component: nucleus. The transcript is spliced from 6 exons. Gene Ontology annotation, biological process: multicellular organism development; cell fate commitment. The record is from RefSeq and is a predicted model, not a curated record. Lineage: Eukaryota; Viridiplantae; Streptophyta; Magnoliopsida; Poales; Poaceae. Bases 128 to 691 code for a protein of 187 amino acids.
GUCCUUCACUUCUCCUUCUUCUUCUCUCCAUCUUCCUUCUUUCGUCUUCCUCAUCCUCUCCCCCCCCCCCCCCCCCCCCCCUCCAUUCUUUUAUUCGCCAUAUCUUGCUACGUCGGGAAGGGGAAUAAUGUCGGCACAGAUCGCGCCGCCGGAGCAUGUCUGCUACGUGCACUGCAACUUCUGCAACACAAUUCUCGCGGUCAGUGUUCCAAGUAAUAGCAUGUUGAACAUGGUCACCGUCCGUUGCGGGCACUGCACUAGCCUGCUAUCGGUGAACUUGAGGGGAUUAAUCCAGUCACCACUUCCUGUGCAAGAUCAUUCUCAGGAGAAUUUCAAGGCCCAAAACAUCAGCUUUCAUGGAAAUUACCCUGACUAUGGCACAUCUUCUAAAUACCGGAUGCCAAUGAUGUUCUCCACAAAAAGUGACCAGGAGCAUAUGCUACACAUGCGACCAGCUCCUGAGAAGAGGCAGCGGGUCCCUUCAGCGUAUAACCGAUUUAUUAAGGAAGAGAUACGAAGGAUAAAAGCAAACAACCCUGACAUAAGCCACAGAGAAGCCUUCAGCACCGCAGCAAAGAAUUGGGCACAUUUCCCAAACAUUCAUUUCGGACUAGGCUCCAAUGAGAGCAGCAAGAAGCUGGACGAGACCAUCGCCACGCCUAUCCCCCAGAAAGUUCAAGGUCUCUACUGAGACAUGCAGUCCUAUAUGAAUGAUAUUUUCAUAUUGUAAGUAACUUAAGGAAAAUUGAAGUUAUUUCUGAAUCAGUUUGUGAGUGCAUACAUAGAUCAUGAGCGAAUGAUAUGCAUGAAGUGAGAAAGAGGCAUAUGGUAGGUGCAUGCAGCUAGCUAACGUCCAUGCAUAUAAAAAACGCCCCUUGAUCGCCAGCUUGUUAUUUAAUUGCUUGAAAUAAUCACUUUCCUUGAA